Puntigrus tetrazona (Sumatra barb) is the source of this 4709-nucleotide messenger RNA. RefSeq names its product La ribonucleoprotein 1, translational regulator (gene larp1). Gene Ontology annotation, biological process: mRNA stabilization; positive regulation of translation. The record is from RefSeq and is a predicted model, not a curated record. The coding region runs from base 231 to 3263 and encodes 1010 amino acids. The transcript is spliced from 20 exons. Gene Ontology annotation, molecular function: RNA cap binding. NCBI's taxonomy places the organism in Eukaryota, Metazoa, Chordata, Actinopteri, Cypriniformes, Cyprinidae. Gene Ontology annotation, cellular component: cytosol; cytoplasmic stress granule.
UCGAGGCGCGGGGCUGCGUGCGCGCACACGCGCCGUCUGCAGGGCCGUCACGUGACGCCGCGCUUUGGAGUCGCCACGCCCCGCUGCGCGUACGUGCGCGCUCACGUUCAACGCGUGGUUCUUUCACGUUGCCACUGAAGCCGGCUGGUCUAGGGGUGGAGUGGCGCGCGUCGAGCGGCGAUCUUUUGGCAGCACGUUGCGGAGGAUUUGAGGCGUUUGUUAGCGGAGCAAUGGCCACUGAGGUGGAGGCUCUCCUCCCGAGAAACCCGCUGCUCCAGCAGGAGGAGCAGGAGCGAUGCCAGGCCGAGAAAGACGAGGGCUUCUCGGUGAAGGAGCAGAGCCUCAAACACGAGAAAGACGAGAGCGACGACCAGGAGAAGGAGAGCCCCGCUCCGGCGGAAGAAGACGCCUCAAAGAAGGAGUUUACCGAGGCUCCGCCGCCCAAGGUGAACCCCUGGACGAAGAAGAUGAGCGGAGUCAACGGACAGACAGCGCACGCUCAAGAGCAUUCUGGGCCCACGAAGGUGGUGAAGGCGGGAAACACGAGAAUGAGGCGCGGCGGGAAGGUGGGGGAUUUCGGAGAUACGAACAACUGGCCGACCCCCGGAGAGAUCGCCACCAAAGAGGUCCAGGUGGUGAAGAAGUCGGUGGUCAAACGAGAGUCCAAGGGAAAGAGGGAAAACGAAGAGAGCAAAGAGAACCUAAAAGCCAAGUCAGACGACUCUGGAGAAGAGAAAAACACCGACGAGGAGUCGCAGAAGAACGGACAAAAGAAGCGAGGAAAUAAGCACAAGUGGGUUCCUCUGAUGAUCGAGGUGAAGUCCGAGGGUCCCCGCGAGCGCUCGGCCUCCAGGAACAACACUCGUCAGUUCGAUGCCCAUCGAGUUCCUCCUAACGGCAGAAACGACCUGAGAGACUGGCACAGCGGGAAGUACGAUCACGAGUUCAAGGACGACCACGACGAGGUGUCGAGCGUGAAGAGCGAGGGGGCUCCGUACAGAAACAGCGUCAGGGGCCGGGGCCGGGGCCGGGGACGAGGUCGAGGACGAGGACGAGGAGCCGGCAGAGGUCAUUAUGAUUAUUACGGCUAUAAAGGCUAUGACGGGAAGGACGGUGCUUGCGGUCAGAAGUUCAACAGCACGGUCACCUACUAUUACGACAACAUGAGCAGCGCCGAGCUGUACGCCGUGGACCAGGACCUUCUGAAGGACUACAUCAAGAGGCAGAUUGAAUACUACUUCAGCGUGGACAACCUGGAGAGGGAUUUCUUCCUGCGCAGGAAGAUGGAUCAGGAGGGCUUCCUGCCGGUGGCUCUGAUCGCCAGCUUCCACCGAGUCCAGGCUCUGACCACAGACGUCCGCCUCAUCAUAGAGGCCCUGAAGGACAGUAAGGUGGUGGACAUCAUCGACAUGAAGAUUCGCUGCAAGGAGGAGCCUGAUAAAUGGCCGCUGCCCGGCCUGGCUUUACCGGACCCUUCACACACCGACUUCUCGCAGCUCAUCAACUGCCCCGAGUUUGUUCCCAGGAACGUUGUGGAGAAGCAGACAGGUUCUCCGAGGGCCUCCACGCCGGUGCAGCAGAAGGCUGGGGAUGUGAGUAACCUGAAGCUGAUGCCGAAGGGUCUGUCCGCCAGUCUGCCCGACCUGGACUCGGAGUCGUGGAUCGAAGUCAAGAAGAGGCCUCGGCCGUCACCGGCGCGCCCCAAGGCACGCGUUUGUGAUUACGGCCGCCUCAGAUCUGGUGUGUGUGAAACUGAUGUGUCGUUGACGGACGGUUUGUUGCAGAAAGCGGAAGAGGCCCGGACGCCGGUUCUGACCGGUCCGUCUGCAGGAGAGGAGCAGGACGAGCCGGAGGAGCUGGACUUCAUGUUCGACGAGGAGAUGGAGCAGAUGGACGGCCGACGCAACACUUUCACCGACUGGUCGGACGAGGAUUCGGACUGUGAGAUCGACGACCGGGACGUCAACAAGAUCCUGAUCGUCACUCAGACGCCGCCGUACCUGCGCAAGCACCCCGGCGGAGACCGCACCGGGAACCACACCUCGCGCUCCAAACUGACCAGCGAACUGGUCAAGAUCAUUAACGAUGGACUUUAUUACUACGAACAAGACCUCUGGGACGACACGUACGAGCCCGAGUAUGCCAUGAUCAAGCAAGAAGUGGAGAACUUCAAGAAGGUGCACCUGAUCAGCCGAGAGCAGUUCGACUGUCUGACCCCUGAACCCCCCGUUGACCCCAACCAGGAGGUUCCUCCAGGACCCCCGCGACCCCAGCAGAUCCCUACAGAAGCCCUGGCCAACAAGCUGUUCGGUGCGCCGGAGCCGUCGGCCAUGGCCCGCUCUCUUCCCACGGCCGUGCCCGACUCGCCCAGCUACCGCAGCGCCAGAACGCCCCGCACGCCCCGCACCCCGCGCCUCAAAGACCCCACGCAGACGCCCCGCUUCUACCCCGUGGUGAAGGAAGGACGGCCGCUGGACGCCAAGACGCCUCGUAAGAGGAAGACGCGGCACAGCUCCAAUCCGCCCAUGGAGUGUCACGUGGGCUGGGUGAUGGACUCCAGAGAGCACCGCUCCCGCACCGCCUCCGUCAGCUCGAACGCCAGCCCGUCUGAAGGCACCACGGCGAUGGGGAACUUCGGCUGCACGCCUCAGUCUCUUCCUAAGUUCCAGCACCCGUCUCACGAGUUACUGAAGGAGAACGGCUUCACGCAGCACGUCUAUCACAAGUACCGCCGGCGCUGCCUGAACGAGCGCAAGCGGCUCGGCAUCGGACAGUCCCAGGAGAUGAACACGCUCUUCCGCUUCUGGUCCUUCUUCCUCCGAGAUCACUUCAACAGGAAGAUGUACGAGGAGUUCAGGCAGCUGGUGGUGGAGGACGGGAAGGAGGGCUACAGGUACGGUCUGGAGUGUCUCUUCAGGUUUUACAGCUACGGACUUGAGAGGAAGUUCAGGCCGGACAUAUUCAAAGAUUUUCAAGAGGAGACCAUGAAAGACUACGAAGCAGGUCAGCUCUACGGACUCGAGAAGUUCUGGGCCUUUCUCAAAUACUCUAAAACAAAGAACAUGGAGAUUGACCCCAAGCUGCAGGAGUAUUUAAGAAAGUUCAAGCGUCUGGAGGACUUCAGGGUGGAUCCGCCGAUGGAGGACGGCGGCCGUAAGAGACACCCGUCCAGCGGAGAUGGCCGCCGCCGCCAGCCCUCGAGCCGGACGCAGGCCAGAGAUGACGCCAAACCCUCGGGUCAGCGAGCAGCGGCGCCCAAAUGAGCGUCUGACCCGUCCGCACACGCAUGACCCGACGGCUCGCCACCCUCCAAUCAAGGCUCUUCCUCUUCCUCCUCCUCCUCCUCCUCGCUCACAGCAUCAGAGACGGACAGCCAAGGGCACGGGGAAUUCUUCCAUUCUUUCUUUUAUUAAAGACUUUGAAGUUUUAUUCCUCUUGUAUCGUUGAGGUACAGAACGGCUUUUGUUUCUGCUUUAUAUCCUCAGUAGAGUCGCUCUUUUAUUUGGCCGGCGUGAGAUACGGCGCGUGAUUCCACCCCGAUUUAUUCGCUUUAGUUUGUUUUUUUUAAGGAUUGCGUUGAAGGGUAAGAUUGCUGGUGACUAUAGAGUAGGUCCCGGAUGAGACAGAAGUCAUGUGAUCUGCAGUUGUUUGAGCCGGAUGACGUCGGUAGGUUUUCUAGGGCUUGGGCAUCACUGUGACACUAACGCCCCGCUUGCCAAAUCCUCUGUUUUCCUCCAUGUGUCUGUUACAGCGGAUCCCUCCUCAGCUCGCGGCCUGCGAGGAAACAGAUCUGGUGCCAGUUUGUCCCCGGCCCAUCGAGUGUUAAUCCUAGUGUACAUAUGAAUUCAAGAAAUUAUGAGACAUUGCACCGCCUGGCUGUACGUGUCAUUUAUUGUUUAUAGAGAUAUAUUUGCCUUACGUGUGCAUCUUUUUUUUUUAUUCUUUUUUUUUUAUGCUGGCCUGGAUGCGUCUGAGCUCGAGCUCGGGGUCGUCACGGCCUGGUUUUAGUAUCACUUCUUGAUUUUUCUUCAUGCAAGCAGCAGGACGGUCUGACCAAAGGGAAACUGACCUCAGGGUAUCAACUGGAAUCGUGAAGAAAGACACUGAUGAUGAUGAUGAUGAUGAUGAUGAUGAUGAUGAUGACGAGUGAGGCAUUUGAGAACUUCACCGACUGCUUUCGGAUCAUAAGCAAUAUUCCAGUCUCUGAUAUAAUUUAUGGACUUUCACAUGAAUUCGGCUGCCAUACCAACACCUACCUGUUUGUUUCCAUUCAUCUCUCGCUCUCUGGUAAUGUUUGGAUUUGAGUUUUAUUUGGUAUUAACACGUUUAGCAGUUCCUGCUUUCCCUCGAUAGGCUUCUUCAUUCCGAGUAGCUGUGGUCAGACCUCGACCAGGAAAAUCUUGUGAUCGCUCAUGUAAUUAAAAGCCUUUUAUUCAACUAAAGCCUCUCGUCCGUUAACACCGCUGCGUCUUCAGAGGUCAUUCAUAGAGCCAUAAACACACACACACACACACACACACACACACACGGCUUACUGAGAGAAGAACAAUGGGAACUGUAAAAUACUUGAAAUCUUGUAUCAUAACACUUCAUCUGAAUUAUAGGCAGAUGUGAUUGCUAUUAGUGUGAUUUGUAAUUUGUAGAAUUUUUUUCUUUAAUAAUGGAAAAAACGAACAAAAAAAACAAUUAAAAAGGUCAAAACCCUUAAA